GACCCGUGAGACGGAGACCAGACCAGAGAAGUAAAACCAAAGCGGCGCACGCGACGCCUGGAACGAGGAGAGGAGAGAGAGCCGGUGGAGCGCGCGGCGAGCGGAGGCAGAGGGGCGCCGCGUUCGCCCGGCGAGAGAGGCGAUGUCGUCCAUCGGCUCCUCUAACAUUGGCUUCCAGCUGCUGAAGAAGUCCGGGUGGAAGGAGGGCACCGGCCUCGGUGCGCAGGAGCAGGGGCGUUUGGAACCAGUAGAAACUCGUGUCAAGAACAACAAACGCGGUUUAGGUUCCAAAGAACCAAAGCCAAAGCCAAAGGUUGAGGAUGAUGUUGAAACAGCUCCUAGUAAAAGACCCAAGCAGGAUGCGCCGGUAACGAAGAAGGCAAAGUUGGCCGCAAAGAGGAUACGGAAGAUGCAGGAAGAGGAGAAGAAAGCACAAGAGAGGGAAUUCGAAAUUGCUUUCUUCAGGGAAUUUUGGCCUGAUAAUGUAUAAACAACAAACCUGACAGCGUUGCACCCGUUGGCAUCAACUGAUAAUGCCAUUGUACAGCUUAUCGAUGCUUUUGCAGUUUGCAACUGCUGUUCACUCUUUCUGUCUUUGUUCUCUUCCAAGUGUUACAUUUAUUCAGUUGUAGAUAUUUGUGCCCUGCAGAGAUAUGGUGUAACUUGUAACAGACGUUCUUUGAUUGAAGAAAAUGUCACUUGGGUUUUUUACUA
Triticum urartu is the source of this 714-nucleotide messenger RNA. RefSeq lists its product as uncharacterized. Gene Ontology annotation, molecular function: nucleic acid binding. The record is from RefSeq and is a predicted model, not a curated record. Lineage: Eukaryota; Viridiplantae; Streptophyta; Magnoliopsida; Poales; Poaceae.